Molecule: messenger RNA, 1196 nt
Organism: Apodemus sylvaticus (European woodmouse)
Lineage: Eukaryota; Metazoa; Chordata; Mammalia; Rodentia; Muridae
Gene: Mei4
Product: meiotic double-stranded break formation protein 4
Exons: 4
Coding region: 1-1170 (389 amino acids)
Biological process (GO): oogenesis; spermatogenesis; homologous chromosome pairing at meiosis
Cellular component (GO): lateral element
Source: RefSeq, a predicted model, not a curated record
AUGGAUACCCAGACAUGGUAUUUGAAAACUUCAAAGCUGGCACUGGCCUUGGCGAUUAUCCACUCAAAACCAGCAGACAGAAGCAGCAGAGAGUAUGCAGAGCACCUGGCCACCUUGGUGACCCAGCCAGAGUCCAAAUGGAAAGCAAAAGUUGAAGCCUUAGAAGCAGAAGUCCUACAGUUACGUCAAAAACUUUUCCUGAGUAACAUUUCCUCGGGAUUGCUUAAGAAUGGACAUGAUGUGCUCCCCACGUUGUCAGAUCAGGAACCUACAAGUUCUGAAAAUACAUUGACUUUGAUGGACGACUCUGGAUGUGUUUUAUCAAAUGAGCAAAGAAGCGAACCUGCAGAAUUAUCCCAGCAUUUUGUGGAGAGCAACAAUCCCCCACUCCUCCCACUGCCUAUUGAGAAAAAGCCAUGCCCUGCCCUGGAAAAUCCUCUGUCUUCUCACAUGCAGUUCUUACAACAUCUCCUGGAACUGAAGAAAUGGACAGAAUCCAGUAAUCUGGAAGUAUACUUAACCCACUUUGAAAAAGACUCUUCCACAGUUUCUGAUUCAAUUUCACAGUUGUUAGAUGGCCUGAUCAUGUUUUACCGGAACCCCAAACUCCCUUUCUCAAGCUUUUGGACAGAGGCUGUUGGUGCGUUAGCCAGAUUGGCGAAUGAUUUUAAUGUAUCAAAUCAUAUUUUUAAAAGAUGUUCUAAGAAGUUGGAAGAAUUUGAAAAAACUCUACUCCAGGCUGUUUUACGGAACAACAGUAUAAACCGGUUCCAGGUGCAGCAUUAUGUCUCUCAGAGCCUAGUCACCCUAGGAAGUUGCAGCUUGAUGAGGAAGUCUGUUGUAUCGCUGCUACUAUCAGAAGUAAACAGCUUUGUGGACUACCUGGGAGCCAUCAAUCAGGAGCAAGGCAAUUAUGAUGUGACACGCUAUGAAAAUAUUUUCUCCCUGUUUUGGAUUCUGGAACAACUUCUUCAACCGGAAACUCAGGGAGAUCCUACUCCACACAUCGAUCUCAGCAGCCCGGAAAUUCAGACAUUUCUUCAGAAGCACGAUGAAACCAUCUGCCGACUUUCUGAUGCAUUUCCUUUAUUUACGUUUUACAUAUGGAGACUGGCUGUUCUCUUGAACUCCACAGAGAUGGAAACUCUUAAGAAUGAAUCGUUGCCUUAGCAGUUUCCUGUAUAACAGAAAGUGGU